AUGGAGCACGGCGGGGCGGGUUGGUUGCGGUCCGUGUGGAAGGCGCAGAGGCGACUGUGGGCCUCUGUGGUCAAGCGAUUGAAUGGGCUGCCCAUUAUAAUCUUCUACCGCUACCUCUACGAGAACAACAAGCCCCUUCUGGCGCAGGGUCUCACCGUGAAUUACCUGCUGCCGAUGGUGCUCGAAAUCUUGCCCUUCUGGUGGCUCUCCAGUCGCAAGCUCGGCAAUCGCCUUCGCAAGACCCGCAUCAAGCUCAACCACAACAUGGCGACAGGGAAGUCGUUCUUGGGGUCGCUGGUGAUGGAGUUCUUCCUGCUCACCAUCUUUCACGCCAUACUUGACACAGUCAAGCGCCACCUCCAGAACCGAACGGCGAUCGAGAAUCGUCUGCUCAUUCGUCGGUUGGUGUUCGAGCGGCUGCUCUACAGCGAGAUGGGCGAGUUCGAGAAGCUCCGCACGCUCGACAUCGAAUAUCGCAUCUCUGCCGACAUCAGCCAGGCACCCCGCCCCCCUACUCUUAUUACCCCCGCCCCCGCGCGUCGACUGACGUUCAAUUGGUGUACGCUGAGCUUCUUCUCGUUCACGCUGCCGCAAAUCGUGGGGUCGGUCUAUGCGCUCAUGCGGGAGGGCUUCGAGCUCUACAAGCACCGCCAGCACGUCGACCCCCUCGCCCUCGCCCACCCCGUCCUCAUCGGCGUGGUGCGCAAGGUGAUGGGCUACUUCAAGUACCACUUCAUCGAGAAGCGGCAGCGGGACGUCAUCCAAAAGACCCGCAACAAGAUGUCCCGCCUCGUGUCCAACGCCCUCGACGGCCUCGCCGACAUUCAGGUCAACAACCUGCAGAAGCACCAGCUGCACCUGCUGGACCAGAUGAUCCGCACGGAGCUGGCCAACUCGCUGGGCUUCAAGACCCUCGUGGCGCGCACCUGGAACCUCUUCUCCAACCGCAACGCCCUCGAGUUCGUCGCCGAGGUCUACGUCGUGCACCAAGUGAUGCAACGGCAGCAGAUCAGCCACGAGGUGUACGGCAAGAUUCAGCACGACAUCCACCGCGUCUUCCAAUUGCUGAAGCGUGUGUACGGGUUGUUCCGGAUCACGCGCAACAUGCUCGAGUUCCAGAAGGAGGUCAUCGAGCUCGUCAACAUCCCCAAUUUCCUCGAAGAGCACAAAAAGUUCAACGUGUACUCGGAGGUGACGGAGUUCAAGGAGCUGCGGGUGGAGAACAUCCACUUUUCGUACAAGGCCGACCUGUCGCCGGCCCUGUGCUUCCACGGGGAGCUGGUGUUCGAGCCCGGCAAGCAGUACGCCAUCGUCGGCCAGAACCGCUCCGGCAAGUCCACCCUCUGCAAGCUCAUCUGCAAGCUCUACCAGCCCGACUCUGGGUCGUUGACGUUGAACGGGGUUCCGUAUUCGCGGAUCUCGCGGAUCUCGCUGCGGGACUACAUCUCGUACCUCUCGCAGAAGCCCUUCCUCUUCCCCGGCACCAUCCGCGACAACAUCCGCAUCGGCAACCCCAACGCCACCGAAGAACAGAUCUACGAGGCAGCAGAGAUGGCGGGCGUGUUCGCCUACGGCGCGGCGCCGUCGAACGAGGGCGUCACGGCGGCCGGGCUCCGACGUACGGUGUCCAUGAACGACAUCGCCCGCCGCCAGCGCGAAUCGCGCGCCUCGUCCGUCGAGGCCAUGGCCGCCAGUGAGGCCACCGCCGCCACGCCCCUCUCCAACUCGGGCUCGGCCGCCAUCCCCUCCGCCUCGACUGCCGCCAUGGACAGCCCGGCGACGACGCCGGCGGCGGCGGCGGCGUCGACCAGCCGAGACUCCCUGUCGCCCCCGGCCGCGGGCGCCGGCGCUGCAUCGGUGGCUCCGCGCCGCCCGCGCACGGGGACGGGCACGGUGCUGCUGGGCCGCGCGGCCACCAUCGCCCAACUGCCCAUCCCGAUCAACCUCGCCGAUGAAAAGGAGUUGGAGAGCGAGGGAUCGUCGUCGUCCACGGAGAGCCUGCUGCAUCGGGCGGUGAACUUUGUGUGGGAGGCGGAGACGGACUACCACAGCAGCGCGGCGAAGAAGAAGCAGAAGAAGCAGAAGAAGAAGAGCGUCACCAUCCGCGAGGACCCGUUCGGCCCCGGCGGCUGGGCCGAGGGACGCGCUGGCGGCAAGUCAGUGAGCGAGGCCGCCAUUCUCGACAUGAAGGUCACCGCCCGCGGCAACAACAUCAGCGGCGGCUUCGCACAGAGCAUUGCGUUGGCGCGCGUGUUCGUGAAGACGCAGGCCAAGAUCAUCAUCCUGGACGAGGCGCUCGGGCAGAUGGACGCCUACAAGAAGCGGGGCAUGGUGGUGCCCGCCCUCACCCGCUUCGUCAAGAAGUGGAACAUGACCCUCAUCAUCAUCUCCCACGACAUGGUCUCCAUCGAAGGAGUGCACAAGAUCUAUGUGCUGCAUAUGGGGGAGCUGGUGCAUCAGGGCUCGCACCAGGAGCUGCUCGAGCAGAAGGCGCCGCUCUACCUGCAGCUGCUGGGCAUCGACGACCCCGACGCGCCCGUCUCGCCGGUCCCCUCGCCCGCCCACUCCCUCUCGCCCUCCCCCUCCUACAACUCGCUGGCCUCCCUCCCCCGCUCCUACUCCUCCGCCGCCGCCGCCUCGGCCUCCUCGUCGUCGCCGUCUUCUCUGACCAACUUUCCCUCUCUCGCCCUCUCCCCUCGCGGCCCGCCACCGCCCGGCCAGUAA
This is a messenger RNA of Acanthamoeba castellanii str. Neff, 2724 nucleotides long. Its product is annotated as ABC transporter, ATPbinding domain containing protein. Gene Ontology annotation, biological process: transmembrane transport. Bases 1 to 2724 code for a protein of 907 amino acids. Lineage: Eukaryota; Discosea; Longamoebia; Acanthamoebidae. The record is from RefSeq and is a predicted model, not a curated record. Gene Ontology annotation, cellular component: membrane. Gene Ontology annotation, molecular function: ATP hydrolysis activity; ATP binding; ATPase-coupled transmembrane transporter activity. The transcript is spliced from 15 exons.